AUGCUUAUCACCCGUAGCUUUACUAUUGCAGUAUGGGCGCUUAACACUAUUUUUGUUGAUCUAUUUACUCUUGUGAGAUGUGGUUCUAAUGUUGGUUUGUAUUACAAUAGUACUUUUAGUGUGGAUUAUUAUUAUCUCUACUGUCUGUCUGUUGCAAUGCAAACUGUGUUAGAUUACACAAUACUUUCUUUUAUGCAUUGGAUGGUAUUUUCCAAUUGGUCUCUAUUGUUCAUCUUCAAAAAUUUAUUCAUCUUCAAACACAAUAGGAAAACAAUCGUUACUUUGUUGACUAACUUAUUACUUAAUGUAUACACACAUCCAUACACCAAUACAAUUGACUGCUCGUAUCUGUUGAUCACUUUCUCUUUUGUAUUGUUUUGUUAUCUUUUCUUUCUAUUUGCUAUUGUUCUUUUAAAUUGA
Molecule: messenger RNA, 420 nt
Organism: Lodderomyces orthopsilosis Co 90-125
Lineage: Eukaryota; Fungi; Ascomycota; Pichiomycetes; Serinales; Debaryomycetaceae
Exons: 1
Coding region: 1-420 (139 amino acids)
Source: RefSeq, a predicted model, not a curated record